UACAGGGAGAAGACAUGUACCCAGUCUUCAGGCUUCCAGCUCUUGGCUGUUCUGAAUGUAUCAUUGUGGGCAUCGAUGGGCAUUUUCUGGUGGGCACAUGUACUGGACAGUUGUUUAGACAGAGUUGCAGAUCUAAUCUCUUCUGAACACCUCUCCGUGUCUCCACCCCUGGGACUCUGAACCCAGCAACUGGAUCACUUCAUUCUUGGAAUUUUGGGUGUUCUCUUUCUUACCUUUCCCCUUCCCCCUCCUGAGAACUCCUGAAGACUGUAGGAUUGUCAUGGAGUCCAGGGAAAUCUUAAGCAGCUCCCGGCAAAGGGGGAGUGAGUCGGAAUUCCUGCCCGUCUCCUCAGCCAAGCCCCCAGCAGCUGCUCCUGGCUGUGCAGGGGAACCUUUGCUCUCCACUCCAGGACCCGGGAAGGGCAUCCCGGUGGGCGGAGAACGUAUGGAGCCAGAGGAGGAGGAUGAACUGGGCUCAGGGCGGGAUGUGGAUUCCAACUCCAAUGCAGACAGUGAGAAAUGGGUAGCAGGAGAUGGCCUGGAAGAGCAGGAGUUUUCUAUCAAGGAGGCGAACUUCACAGAGGGGAGUCUGAAGCUGAAGAUUCAGACCACAAAACGGGCUAAGAAACCCCCAAAGAAUCUGGAGAACUAUAUAUGCCCCCCUGAGAUCAAGAUUACCAUCAAGCAGUCUGGGGACCAGAAAGUGUCCCGUGCUGGGAAAAAUAGCAAAGCUACAAAGGAAGAAGAAAGAAGCCACUCCAAAAAGAAGCUCCUUUCAGCCAGUGACCUUGCAGCCAGCGACCUCAAAGGAUUUCAGCCACAGGCUUAUGAGAGGCCCCAGAAACACUCAACUCUCCAUUAUGACCCAGGCCUCCCACAGGACUUCACCGGUGACACCUUAAAACCAAAGCACCAGCAAAGAAGCAGCAGCCAGAACCACAUGGACUGGUCCACCAGCUCUGACAAUGGACCCACCACACAGAGCUGCUUCAUCAGCCCAGAGUCUGGCAGAGAAACUGCAAGCACCAGCAAGAUCCCAGCUCUUGAGCCCGUGGCUUCUUUUGCAAAGGCCCAGGGCAAGAAAGGAAGUGCAGGGAGCACGUGGAGUCAAUUGUCUAACAACAGCAAAGAUCUGCUCCUGGGAGGUGUGGUUCCAUCCCCAAGCAACCAUAACUCACCAGCCCCACCCAGCAGCUCUGCUGAAUGCAAUGGUCUUCAGCCCUUGGUAGAUCAGGAUGGAGGAGGUACAAAGGAGCCCCCAGAACCACCUACUAUAGGCAGCAAGAAAAAGUCCAGUAAAAAAGAUGUGAUAAGUCAAACCAUACCAAACCCAGACCUAGACUGGGUCAAGAAUGCCCAGAAAGCAUUUGACAACACAGAAGGGAAAAGAGAAGGCUACUCGGCAGAUAAUGCCCAAGAUGCAUCACCAGCCAGGCAAAGCAUGAGUUCUGUCAGUAAUCCUGAAAAUGACUCAAGUCAUGUUCGGAUUACUAUCCCCAUCAAGGCACCCUCUCUAGAUCCAACCAGCCAUAAGAGGAAAAAGAGACAGUCUAUUAAAGCAGUGGUUGAAAAGAUCAUCCCAGAGAAAGCAUUGGCUUCUGGAAUUGCUAUGAGCAGUGAAGUAGUUAACAGGAUACUUUCCAGCUCUGAGGGAAAUAAGAAAGAUCCUCGUGUCCCUAAGUUGAGUAAACUAAUAGAGAAUGAAUCUCCUGCAGUUGGCCUUGAAACAGGUGGAAAUACUGAGAAAGUUGUCCCAGGAGGAGUGUCAAAGCAGCGGAAGCCACCCGUGGUCCUGACACCAUCAACAUGCACAGAUCACUCUCCAUCAAGAAAGUUGCCAGAGAUCCAACAUCCAAAAUUUGCUGCAAAACGGAGGUGGACAUGCAGCAAACCAAAACCCACUAGUAUCCUUCGAGAGGCAGUCAUGGCCACCUCUGAUAAACUAAUGGUGGAACCUCCGUCUGCUUAUCCCAUCACCCCAUCCAGCCCUCUGUAUACCAACACAGACAGUCUAACUGUGAUCACUCCAGUCAAAAAGAAACGGGGACGACCAAAGAAGCAGCCUUUGCUCACAGUUGAGACAAUUCAUGAAGGUACUUCCACCAGCCCAGUCAGUCCCAUCAGCAGGGAGUUUCCUGGCACCAAGAAAAGAAAGAGACGACGCAAUUUAGCUAAGUUGGCCCAGUUAGUGCCAGGAGAGGACAAACCUAUGAGUGAGAUGAAAUUUCACAAAAAAGUUGGAAAGCUUGGUGUGUUGGAUAAGAAGACCAUCAAAACUAUCAAUAAGAUGAAGACACUCAAGAGGAAAAAUAUCUUGAACCAGAUCUUGUCCUGCUCCAGCAACAUUGCUCUGAAAGCUAAAGCUCCCCCAGAGACCAGCCCUGGGGCAACAGCAAUUGAAAGCAAACUGGGCAAGCAGAUUAAUGUCAGCAAGAGAGGAACCAUCUACAUUGGCAAGAAGAGGGGCAGGAAGCCAAGAGCAGAGCUGCCACCCCCAUCCGAAGAACCCAAAACAGCCAUCAAGCACCCAAGGCCUGUUUCUAGCCAGCCGGAUGUUCCAGCCGUGCCUUCCAACUUUCAGUCACUUGUGGCAUCUUCACCAGCAACUAUGCACCCACUUUCAACACAGUUAGGUGGGUCAAAUGGCAACCUGAGCCCCGCCAGCACUGAAACCAAUUUUUCAGAGUUGAAAACUAUGCCAAAUCUCCAGCCCAUCAGUGCUCUUCCAACCAAAACUCAAAAGGGAAUACACAGUGGAACCUGGAAGCUGUCCCCACCCAGGCUGAUGGCCAACUCCCCUUCACAUCUUUGUGAGAUUGGCUCACUAAAGGAAAUAACGCUGUCCCCUGUGAGCGAAUCCCACAGUGAGGAGACAAUCCCAAGCGACAGUGGCAUUGGGACAGAUAACAACAGCACAUCUGACCAAGCGGAAAAGAGUUCAGAGUCCCGACGGAGGUACUCUUUUGAUUUCUGCUCGCUGGACAACCCGGAGGCCAUUCCGUCCGACACCAGCACAAAGAACCGGCAUGGCCACCGGCAGAAGCAUCUCAUUGUGGACAACUUCCUGGCCCACGAGAGCCUCAAGAAGCCAAAGCACAAGAGGAAACGGAAAAGCCUGCAAAACCGUGAUGAUCUCCAGUUUCUGGCAGACCUGGAAGAGCUCAUCACCAAGUUCCAGGUGUUCAGGAUCUCCCACCGGAGUUACACCUUUUACCAUGAGAAUCCAUAUCCCAGCAUUUUUCGGAUUAAUUUUGAUCACUAUUACCCGGUGCCAUAUAUCCAGUAUGACCCGUUGCUCUAUCUUCGUAGGACUUCAGAUCUGAAGUCAAAGAAGAAGCGUGGUAGGCCUGCAAAAACCAAUGACACCAUGACAAAGGUGCCUUUUUUACAAGGGUUCAGCUACCCUAUUCCCAGUGGAAGUUACUAUGCACCCUAUGGAAUGCCUUACACAUCAAUGCCUAUGAUGAACCUUGGUUAUUAUGGUCAGUACCCAGCUCCUUUGUACCUGUCGCACACGCUUGGAGCAGCUUCCCCAUUCAUGAGGCCAACAGUGCCACCACCUCAGUUCCAUACGAGUUCCCAUGUAAAGAUGUCUGGUGCAGCUAAGCAUAAAGCAAAGCAUGGAGUUCACCUGCAGGGACCUGUCAGCAUGGGCCUCAGUGACAUACAGCCAUCCCUGAACCCUCCCAAGGUGGGCAGUGCCAGUCUGUCCAGCAGUCGGCUCCACAAGAGGAAACACAAACACAAGCAUAAGCACAAGGAAGAUCGGAUCUUAGGGACCCAUGACAACCUGAGUGGUCUCUUUGCAGGCAAAGCCACAGGCUUCUCCAGCCACAUUCUGAAUGAGCGGCUGAGUAGCGCAGACAAAGAUCUCCCAUUGGUGAGUGAAAAGAACAGGCAUAAGGAGAAACAGAAACACCAGCACAGUGAAGCCAGCCACAAAGCUUCUAAGAACAGCUUUGAGGUGGACACCCUGUCUACACUGUCACUUUCUGACACUCAGCAUUGGACGCAGGCCAAGGACAAAGGUGACUUGAGCAGUGAGCCUGUGGACUCAUGCACUAAAAGAUACUCUGGCAGUGGUGGGGAUAGUGGCAGUACGAGAUCAGAGAGCCUGGACGUGUUCAGUGAAAUGAACCCUUCGAGUGACAAGUGGGACAGUGAUGUGACUGGGAGUAAAAGGAGGAGCUAUGAAGGCUUUGGGACAUACAGGGAAAAGGACAUCCAAGCCUUCAAGAUGAACCGCAAGGAGAGAAGUUCUUAUGACUCCUCCAUGUCUCCAGGGAUGCCAAGUCCCCACUUAAAAGUGGACCAGACAGCAGUGCACAGUAAAAGUGAGGGCUCAGCGUCCGCCAUGAUGACCAGGAAGAAGCCAGCUGCGGUUGACAGUGUUGCAAUCCCACCGUCCCCAGUGUUGUCUCUCCUUGCUGCAUCCGCAGCAACCUCAGAUGCAGCCAGCAACUCCCUGAAGAAGCGAUUCAAGCGGAGGGAGAUCGAAGCCAUCCAGUGCGAGGUGCGGAAGAUGUGCAACUAUACCAAGAUUCUGUCCACCAAGAAGAACCUGGACCACGUGAACAAGAUCCUGAAGGCCAAGCGGCUGCAGAGACAAUCAAAGACAGGCAACAACUUUGUUAAAAAGAGGCGAGGGCGUCCCCGGAAGCAGCCUACCCAGUUUGAUGAGGACUCCAGAGACCAAAUGCCCGUGCUGGAAAAGUGCAUUGACCUGCCCAGCAAAAGGGGGCAGAAGCCCAGCCUGAGCCCGCUUGUGCUGGAGCCGGCGGUCAGCCAAGACACCAUCAUGGCCACCAUCGAGGCGGUCAUUCACAUGGCGCGGGAGGCACCUCCUCUGCCCCCACCUCCCCCUCCUCCCCUCCCACCCCCCUCCUGCUCAGUCCCCUCAGCAACCGCCCCCGCAGCAGUCCCUUCCCCAGGAGGAGGAGGUGAAAGCCAAGAGGCAGAGGAAAUCUCGAGGCAGUGAGAGCGAAGUCCUUCCCUAGGUGGGCGUCUGAACCUGGGGCUGGGCAACUGACACAUUGGAAGUGCAGUGAGCCGGGGUGGGGGAAAUCCCCACUGCAGGGACAUCUAUGCCCUUCUCUCCAGGAGCUGAGCAGGCAGAAUCAGGCCAGAUGACAAGGUUGAGCCAUCAGGAGCUCUUGGGAAAACAAAACAGGGGGACGACCUUCAAGAGCAGUGUGUCUGCUUCACAGCAGUUCGCAGCCCAGCGGCACUUGGGUCUCUCUAGAUCCUUACAGGUGAGCAGAAGACCAUCAAGAAGGAGGAGGCUGAUGGUACUCUCUGACCGCCACCGGCCUCCCACAUCUGAGGUGCGCCCUUGUUUCCAAUUUCAUUUGCUGGCCAGGGAAAUCCGAAGGGAAACACCUUCAAUUAGGAAACAUUCCAAGGGGAGAAAAGCUGCAAAUUUCUCAACUGGCUUUGUUGUAACUCGCUUCCAUUUCAUUGGUUUUUAUUCCUUUUGGUUUUCAAGAUCUACUAGGCUUUGGUGCACCAACAUUAUCUUCAGGUGGCCAGAAUCUUUCCAUUAAUGAUACAGUUUCUCAGAUGGAAUCAUGUGAUCAGAAAGUGGAAUCCUAGUGACAGGCAACUUCAAACUUGCAUCCAUAUUCUUCUGUUUGCCUCCUCUAUUGCACUACACUGAUGUUUAGCAUCAUCUGUUCCUACCUUUCUUUUGCGCACUGUACUCCCAUAUACCUUGUCAUUAACUUACUUGCUGCCUUCUUUGUCUUGGUAAACAUCUAAAUCAUGUAAAAAAUCUGCCCUGUAUUGUAAAGUUCACUUGGCAUGCUGUCUCGAGGAACCAGGCUUUGAACACAAUCAUUGUGGAACACACACUCAGUAUUGAUAGAGCCUUUUUAAUAAGUGACUCAGCAGCCAAGGUUAUGUUGACCCAGGUGUCAACUAGGUUAUUUUUGUACUCAAAACAUAUCACCAGAGAAUAGGCAGAAUAAAAUGGUUUUAGAGCCCCCAGCAAAUGGAAUAACUGAGAAAUUGCCAAAAACUGAAACCACAGACCCAUCAGAAAGACAAGUGUGUAGCAAUGCCUUGGUAUGUAAUCUUUUUCAUUCAAAUAACUAUCAUAGGUUGUUGAAAAAGGGAAACAAACAAACAAAAACAAUAGAAGAUGUCCAUCCUCUUGAUAAUUAUUUCUUAUGAGCAAAUGGGAAUAAGUGUUCUUAUCUGAAAAAAAAAAAAAAGAAAAAAGAAAAUGUUCAAAGGGUAUCACCACUUCAAUUGUAUCAAGCCACCUUGGACAAAGAAUCCAAAUUGUGGUUGCCUUAAUAAACUAAAACCUUUUUGUACAUAAUGUAAUUAUAAAUCUAUCAGUCUGCAUGGAUGCAAACUGUGUGUGACAAAUCGUCGUCUAAAUGGUCAAUUUCAACUGUACAUUUCUCAUCCAAGUUGUACUCUACCCACUGGUUUAGCGUGGACAGAUACUCCAUCUCUAUUAUCCAUUUCCACAGCCCAAGUAAAACAGGUUAAGAAGACUCAGACUGAAUAUGAAGUUAUUCCAUUGCCGUAGAUGUUUUUUGAAAGUCAGAUGUGGAAAUUUCAAAUAAGUAUUUCAAUUUCCUCUUUUACUCCUCCCUUUUACCUUCCCCAAGACAUCAAACACCUGGCAUGGUAGAUUAUAGAAAGAGAGACACUGAGAGAGAGAAUUACAUUUUCUGAUGGGAAUUAGACUAUCUAGUUUACUUCCAAAUUAAGUUUCUUUACAGGAAGUUGGGACCAGCUGGAAAUUGUAUUAUCACUGCAAAACACAAUAUUAUUUCCUUAGAGAUAGAUAGAUUUUUGUUGGAAACAUAAGAGAAUAUGUGAUGAGGUAUCUACGGGAGUAAAUUUUAAAAUCUCUAGUUAAUUUGCUUGCAAACAUCACAGCUCUGUAUGGCACCAACUGUUGGCUGAAAUUACCCACAGAGUUAUCCUGUUCUGCACUGUCACUGUGGACUUCACGUCAUUUGCUGCCCACUAGGUCAGUCACAUUUAAUCCUAGCAAUAUGUAAGUUUAAAGGACUGCAUUCCCCUGUACUCUAAAGCUUAUAUCCUAGAUACUCAGUUUAUGACCUGGGCUGACCUUUGGCAUUUCACACAAGUUGAACAGCAAAAUCAAACCAGCCAUUUUCAAUUUGUCAUUUCCAAGCCAUGUUUGAGCCCUUCCAAAGUCACCAGGGAGGAAGGUUUAAAUUGGCCCUUCUCACCUUACCAUUUCUAUGAAAGAGCAAGCAUUUUCAUUCCAAUUAAGCCAUAGAGAGGUUUCUCUUCCUGUUGAAUGUUGAAAAGCAUUUCCUUUAUUCUUUCUUUUGCCCUUCCUCUUGUCCUGUGUUGCACUCUCUCCACAACCAACACUGUAAGCAGAAAAUCUUGCAGACGAGAAGGAGCUGGCACUCAAUACACUUCUUAAAGAAGCACUCAAAGUUUAAGGAGCAUUCAUCUCUAGAUGAGAAGUUCCUAAUAACUUUGGGAUACAUUAGAACUUUUAAACCAAUGCAAGAUACUCCAGAUACCGCAGAGUGGCUGUCUUCCCAUGAAUUUGGGUCUGUGGCUAUUACAUGAAAACCCUAAGAAUAGAUUAGAAAACUGCAGAGGACAAAAGCUGAGGCAAACAGCCACUUGCAGGUAGAAGCAAGUCUAAUCACUUACCCAGCUUCCUUUCUGUACCACCCAGUUCUUCCUGAGUAUCAUGUUACUUUUGUCUCCUCCUGCUUUUCAUUAACCUUCCUCAUCCCAUCAGAACAAUCGUUUCCUUGUUCCCUAACCAUCCCCUGUCCUUUAGCAUCUCUUCUCUUGUGCAGGCUCACUCACUCAACACUGGUCAAUCUAGUUCCACAUCUAGUUGGUUGCAGAGCCAGGAAGAAAACCCAAUUCUCCUGACCCAGAUUGUGAAGACCUUUAGCCACCAAUACUGCCUUCUGAGGCUGCGUUUUGAUUUUAAGUGGAAGGCCCUUGGGAUACAUAGCACCACAAAAUAUUUUGUAGUCAGAGAAACUACUUGAUUUUCACUUUCUUUGCCCUUAGAAUAGUAACUAUCAGCAAACAGGUGGGGGGGACCCAGUGUUUGAUUAGGAUCAGAGAUGAAAAACUAUUGAAAUCUAGAUAUCAAAGCCUCCUUCAAGGUGAUGAUAGAUCUUUAAUCCACUUUAGUAAGCGGCUAGAGGGCCACUUACUUUUCAACCCCUCAUCUCAAAUGAGAGGAACAAACGUUUUAAGCUCCUCAGAUAGCCUGGCUUUGGCUGCAACCCAAGGAAAAAAAGGUCAAAGGGAAGGAGAGCAUGGCAAGUGCUGGUGUGUGACUUGGCAGGACCAGGACUCAGCAGCCACAGACAUCCCAAGGAAGGUGACUAAGGGGCCAGCAAAAGACCAGCAUGGUAACUUGGCUGCUGUCUGAAGUGGAAGGCCAUGUUCAGUGGCAGUCAGAAUUUGUGUCCUACACAUUGCUGAGUCUAUAAAUGUGAUAAGCAAGUGGUGACAGAAUUAUAGUAUAAGGUGAUGUACUACAUGCAGAUCAUAAAGGAUUUGGUUUUAAGACUUAAGUAGAAAAUCCCACUCCUAGCUUAUUACUCAACAAUAUUCAGAUAAUGAGCUUUUGGAG
Molecule: messenger RNA, 8605 nt
Organism: Tupaia belangeri chinensis (Chinese tree shrew)
Lineage: Eukaryota; Metazoa; Chordata; Mammalia; Scandentia; Tupaiidae
Gene: SETBP1
Product: SET binding protein 1
Exons: 6
Coding region: 281-4978 (1565 amino acids)
Biological process (GO): regulation of DNA-templated transcription
Cellular component (GO): nucleoplasm
Molecular function (GO): histone H3K4 methyltransferase activity; DNA binding
Source: RefSeq, a predicted model, not a curated record